CCAGCAGUGGUUUAUUAGCCUGCUAGCUGCGGUCCCGUCCCCGGAGACAAAUCUGGCGGCCCUUCGGCUAGAGGCGGAGGAGAAGGAGCUGGGUACCAUGGCCUGGGUGCUGAAGAUGGACGAUGCCACCAUCGAGUCAGGGCUGGUACACGACUUUGAUGCCAGUCUGUCGGGCAUCGGGCAGGAGCUGGGGGCUGGCGCAUACAGUAUGAGUGACGUGCUGGCCCUGCCCAUCUUUAAACAGGAAGACUCCAGUCUUCCUUCAGACAGUGAGAGCAGCGGUCUGAACCCUCCCUUCCAGUAUGUUCUCUGUGCUGCCACCUCCCCUGCUGUCAAACUACACGACGAGACGCUCACCUACCUAAACCAAGGCCAGUCUUAUGAGAUCCGUAUGCUGGACAACAGGAAGCUGGAGUUAUCAGAGAUAAACAACAGGAGUGUGAAGAGCAUCGUUAGGGUGGUGUUCCAUGACAGGAGACUCCAGUACACAGAGCAUCGGCAGCUGGAGGGGUGGAAGUGGAAUCGCCCUGGAGACCGUCUCCUAGACAUCGACAUCCCCUUGUCAGUGGGUAUCAUGGAGCCCAAGGCCAACCCCUCCCAGCUCAACGCUGCCGAGUUCCUCUGGGACCUCAGCAGGAGAGCCUCUGUGUUUGUGCAGGUUCACUGCAUCAGUACAGAGUUCACCCCUAGGAAGCAUGGAGGAGAGAAGGGAGUUCCCUUCAGGAUCCAGCUGGACACUUUCAGACAGGGAGACGACGGAGAGUACACCGAACACCUCCACUCUGCUUCCUGUCAAAUCAAAGUCUUCAAGCCAAAGGGGGCAGACAGGAAACAGAAGACGGACAGAGAGAAGAUGGAGAAACGAACGUCUCAAGAGAAGGAGAAGUACCAAUCCUCCUACAACACCACCAUCCUAUCAGAGAUGAGGCUGGAGCCCAUCAUAGAGGAAGCGGGAGACAAUGAGCUGAAGAAGUCCAGCAAGAGGACGCUGCCGGCUGACUGUGGGGACUCGCUGGCCAAGAGAGGCAGUUGUUCUCCGUGGCCUGAUGCCUACGUCGGCCCUCCCCGGACGGCUGGUCCCUCCUUCACCUCCACACCCCUCUCCACGUACACUGCCUCCUCUGUACCCGACAGUGGCUCAUCGUCGCCCAAUCACCAGGCAGACCCUGUCAGCCAAGUCGUCACAGAGCAACUCAGUCCUACAGCCACCAUCCCGGAGACUCAGAAGUGGCUUGUCAAAAACCGCUUCAACAGCUACGCACGGCUCUUCUCCCACUUCUCAGGUUUUGACUUACUAAAGUUGACCCAGGGAAUGACUGUAUCAGAUCUGUGGAGCUGCGAUGGAAUCAGACUCUUCUACCCACCACUCAGAUCCAUGGGUGAGUCGGGUGCCCAGAGGGAGGCUGCCCCCCCACACAGAGAGAGAGUCAUAUAG
This is a messenger RNA of Salvelinus sp. IW2-2015, 1435 nucleotides long. RefSeq names its product upstream-binding protein 1. Gene Ontology annotation, molecular function: RNA polymerase II cis-regulatory region sequence-specific DNA binding; DNA-binding transcription activator activity, RNA polymerase II-specific. Gene Ontology annotation, cellular component: nucleus. The record is from RefSeq and is a predicted model, not a curated record. NCBI's taxonomy places the organism in Eukaryota, Metazoa, Chordata, Actinopteri, Salmoniformes, Salmonidae. Gene Ontology annotation, biological process: regulation of transcription by RNA polymerase II.